Messenger RNA from Juglans microcarpa x Juglans regia, 3399 nucleotides. Its product is annotated as probable leucine-rich repeat receptor-like serine/threonine-protein kinase At3g14840. The transcript is spliced from 24 exons. The record is from RefSeq and is a predicted model, not a curated record. NCBI's taxonomy places the organism in Eukaryota, Viridiplantae, Streptophyta, Magnoliopsida, Fagales, Juglandaceae. Gene Ontology annotation, molecular function: ATP binding; protein binding; protein kinase activity. The coding region runs from base 84 to 2951 and encodes 955 amino acids. Gene Ontology annotation, biological process: protein phosphorylation.
UCAUCUUGUCCAUACCGCGUACUGCAGCACAUGUUUGGAAGCUGCAGAUCAUCAUCACCUCAAGGCGUUGGAGCUGGGGAAAAAUGGCGAUACAAGCUCAGAAAGUAGCAAAGACGAUUGGCUUGAGUCUUAAAAGUACGCUCGUAUUGCUAAUUGUUUUGGUGGGAGUAUUCAAAUUAGUGAAGGCACAAGGUGGAGCAGCAGGGCGUCUUCCUGAUGAUGAAGUUGGUGCCCUGCGUGAAAUAGCUACACAACUGGGGAAGGAUGAUUGGAAUUUCAGAGUGGACCCAUGCCUCAAUGAAUCAAGUUGGUUCACAGCAGAAGCAGAUUACAGUUCCAAGCCAGCAAUGUACAACAAUUCUAUAAUCUGCAAUUGUUCCUUCCCUACAGCAGAUGGUACCAUCUGUCACGUGGUUUCACUAUUUCUUAAAGGGCAGAAUCUCUCUGGUGAGCUUCCAAAAUCUCUGGUAAAGCUGCCUUUCCUACAAAAGCUUGAUCUCACUCGAAACUAUCUUUCUGGUACAAUACCAUCCGAAUGGGCUUCUGCAAACUUGACAUUUAUGUCGAUUAGUGUAAAUAAGUUAUCAGGACCGAUCCCAAGCUCCCUGGGAAGCAUGACCACGCUCGUAUGUUUGAGCAUAGAGACCAAUCUGUUUUCUGGAAGUGUUCCCCGUGAGCUUGGAAAUUUGGUUCACUUGGAGAAUCUUAUUCUUAGUGCUAAUAAUCUCACGGGAGAGUUGCCACUCGCUCUCACUAAUCUGACCAAAUUAACGGAACUUAGGAUUAGCAGUAACAGCUUCACCGGAAAAAUACCUGACUUUUUCCGUAGUUGGAAAAACCUUCAGAAAUUGGAGAUCCAAGCUAGUGGUCUCUAUGGGCCCAUUCCUUCUAGUAUUUCUGUCCUUAGUAAUUUAACUGAGCUAAGAAUUAGUGACCUACAUGGUGAGGGUUCUAAAUUUCCGCUAUUGAGUAACAUGAGGGGAAUGAAAAGAUUAAUGUUGAGGAGCUGCAAUCUCUCUGGAACAAUCCCUGCAUAUAUAUCACAAAUGCCAGAACUCCAAAUUUUAGAUCUCAGCUUCAAUAGAUUAGGAGGAAAUGUUCCAGAUUUUAAAGAUCAAGAAAAGCUGGAAUACAUGUUUCUGACAAGCAACUUGCUCACUGGGACUAUUCCGAAGUGGAUCAUAGACAGAGAUCCUCGCGACCAACUAGAUCUUUCUUACAAUAACUUUUCAGAGAGCUCUGCGGGACCUACUUGUCGAGAAACCCUAAAUGCGUUUGAAAGCUCUCUUGGACGGGACAACUCAAAUACUGGGGAGUGCCAAAAGAACAUUCCUUGCACAAAAGACCGUUAUUCAGUGCAUAUAAAUUGUGGCGGAAAAGCUAUCACCAGUGGAAACAUAAAGUACGAUGAGGAUCUGGAUCCAGCAGGUCCGGCAAAAUUUGUUCCACCCGGGAGUGAGAAGUACUGGGGAAUAAGUGCAAGUGGAAUAUUUUGGGAUACUAACAGUACCUCAAAUGUAUACAUAGCGAACAAUGUAUCAACACUCAGAAUGAACAGUUUUGAAUUAUACACGAGUGCACGCCUCUCUCCCCUUUCUCUCACCUAUUAUGUGCGUUGCUUGGCAAAUGGGAAUUAUAGCGUGACACUAUCCUUUGCAGAGAUAGUAUUCAGGGAGAAUAGAUCCUUUUACAGUCUUGGAAGACGGAUAUUUGAUGUUUAUAUCCAGGAAAAACCGGUGUUAAUGGAUUUUGAUAUUGAAAAUGCCGCACAAGGGGUUGAUAAAGGUGUGUCUAGGACAUAUACAGCAGUUGUGAGCAAUAAAGUUUUACAGAUCCGCUUCCAUUGGGCUGGGAAAGGGACAACAGCUGCUCCAAAGAGAGGAACGUAUGGUCCUCUCAUAUCAGCCAUCUCUGUGGAAUCUGAUUUCAGUCCCCCUGUGAAGGUUGAGAUAUUUAUCGUGAUUGGAGCUGUAGUAUCAGUGCUAUUCCUCAUUCUUAUGAUUCUAGGCAUUCUUUGGUGGAAAGGAUGCAUAGGAGGCAGGAUAUCAAGGGACAAAGAACUGAGAGGAUUAGAUUUGCAAACUGGUUUUUUCACUUAUAGGCAAAUCAAAGCUGCCACUAAUAACUUCAAUCCUGCAAACAAGAUUGGGGAAGGAGGUUUUGGAUCUGUCUACAAGGGUGUACUGUUAGAUUGUACUAUCAUUGCAGUUAAGAAACUUUCUUCGAGAUCAAAUCAAGGAAAUCGUGAAUUUGUGAACGAAAUAGGCAUGAUAUCUGGUUUAAAACACCCGAAUCUUGUUAGAUUGUAUGGAUGUUGUGUUGAAGGAAGUCAACUUUUCUUGGUGUAUGAAUAUAUGGAAAACAAUAGCUUAGCACGUGCUUUGUUUGGUCCAGAGGAAUACCAAUUAAACUUGGAAUGGCCUACGAGGCAGAAAAUAUGUGUUGGGAUUGCAAGAGGUUUGGCUUACUUGCAUGAGGAAUCGACCAUAAAAAUUGUUCACAGGGACAUAAAAACUACAAAUGUGCUACUGGAUGGAGAGCUUAACCCUAAGAUUUCUGACUUUGGUUUGGCCAAGCUCGAUGAAGAGGAAAACACCCAUAUCAGCACCCGAGUUGCUGGAACAAUAGGAUACAUGGCACCCGAAUAUGCAUUAUGGGGUUAUUUAACCUACAAGGCAGAUGUCUACAGUUUUGGAGUAGUUGCGUUGGAAAUUGUUGCAGGGAAAAACAACAUGAAAUAUCGACCAAAUGAGAAUUAUGUAUGCCUUCUAGAUUGGGGCCUUGUUCUACAAAGAAAGGGUGAUCUAAUGGAGCUAGUAGACCCAAAGCUAGGCUCCGAUUUCAACAAGGAGGAGGCCAUUAGAAUGAUCAAAGUAGCUCUACUUUGCACCAAUCCAUCUCCAGCGCUUAGACCCACCAUGUCUGCAGUAGUAAGCAUGCUCGAAGGCUGAACUGUUGUUAAUGAAGAUAUCAUGGAUCCAAGUAUAUAUGGUGAUGAAUAUAGGUUUGAAGCUUUAAGAGGCCAGUUCGAUCAGAUCCAACCAGUAAGGAAGAGCUUAAGUGGAGCUGAGAGCCGUAUUCAUUCGUCAUCAGAUCCGACCUGGACCGGAACUUCUUCUACUUCUGCCCAGGACCUCUAUUCAAUCAAUGAUGAUAGUCGAUAAUGUCAAUCAAUGGAACAACAACCAUGUGCGUUUUAAGUUCAUAAUGCUGCCUGAGGAUUUUGGUUAGGGAUGUGGAAGAACGGUGAGGAAAAUUUCUAUAAGACAGCUCGAUAUUUUUCUUAUCAAAUUGUAUAAACUAUGUGGGAAGAACACGUGCGUUGUAACCUACAUGGUCUAGCAAUGUGAAUGGGGCUGUAUAGGUGCAUUAGUAAUGUGAAUGGACUAUCUUCGUAAA